AUGGCUACUACUGAUGGGAGAACGACGAAGCUGUCAACCGGAGCCGAUAUGCCACUCGUUGGACUAGGUACCUGGUUGGCGAAAGACAAGGUAGCACUGUGUUCUGCGAUUCAUGCAGCAAUCGAUGCUGGUUAUCGGUUAUUCGACACAGCUUAUCUCUAUCAGACUGAGGAGGGUGUUGGUGAAGGUCUGGCGCAGUGUAUCAAGCAUGGAAAAAUCCGGCGCGAAGAUAUCUUCGUCACCACAAAAGUAGCUUUCUGCCAUUUCAGACCGAUUUUUUACUACGGUUUUUCCUUGAUUUCCUUGUUUUAUUUUUUUUAA
Molecule: messenger RNA, 321 nt
Organism: Gongylonema pulchrum
Lineage: Eukaryota; Metazoa; Nematoda; Chromadorea; Rhabditida; Gongylonematidae
Source: the annotation of a GenBank genome assembly